Messenger RNA from Microtus ochrogaster (prairie vole), 1226 nucleotides. It is a transcript of the gene Zfyve1, whose product is annotated as zinc finger FYVE domain-containing protein 1-like. The record is from RefSeq and is a predicted model, not a curated record. Gene Ontology annotation, biological process: lipid droplet formation. The coding region runs from base 639 to 1226 and encodes 195 amino acids. Gene Ontology annotation, molecular function: phosphatidylinositol-3-phosphate binding; phosphatidylinositol-3,4-bisphosphate binding; phosphatidylinositol-3,4,5-trisphosphate binding. Gene Ontology annotation, cellular component: lipid droplet. Lineage: Eukaryota; Metazoa; Chordata; Mammalia; Rodentia; Cricetidae. The transcript has 3 exons.
CGCUGCUCAUGCCUUCCUGUUGGUCAGAGCUGGGAGAAGUUCACUCUGAUCAGCUGAUUCCAACUGACAACAAGAGAGGAGGAAGCCUGGGAGGCAGCAGAGGAGGAGGGGGCGGAGAUGUUGCUGAGGAUGGAUCUGUCGGGGCCCUAGAGCAGCCUAGGUCCCGCCGGUAACCCGCGUCUCCCACAUCGCCUUGCCGCGGCCAAGCUGCUCCGGGGAGCCCUUGAAAUCCAGACAGCUCCUCCCUCCCCACCUUCUUUCAUCACUACGACUUUGUGGCUGAGGCCCAGCUGAUGAGCCUACUACCUUUGUGAACCCAGCAAGCCUCUCACCGCACAUCCAAGACUCAGCCCAGUUCCUUCUGACCACAACUUUCUCUGCACUUUGCAGAGGAUGAAACCUUCAAACUCAAGUCGACAGCACUGCUGAAACAAGAGCCUGGGAGGCAGAGCACUAAAAAUUUGGAUAUUUGUGCGUGUGCAAAAAUUCCUAGCUGGACAGGUUUUGCUUUUUAAAAGUGUUCAGAACCCUGUGGAAGCACUAGCCACCUUCAGACUCCAAGCCUUUGUCUUCCUUCAUUCCCGGGAGAGUACAAUAGUGAGCGGUCCAGGCGGGGUGGUUUUUAGACAGUCUAAGUUAUGAGUGCCCAGGCUUCCCCAGCCGAGAAGGGCCUGAAUCCGGGCCUCCUGUGCCAGGAGAGCUAUGCCUGCAGCGGGACUGACGAAGCCGUCUUUGAAUGUGAUGAGUGUUGCAGUUUGCAGUGUCUCCGCUGUGAGGAGGAACUGCACAGGCAAGAGCGCCUUCGAAACCACGAGCGGAUAAGACUCAAAGCUGGCCACGUCCCGUACUGUGACCCCUGCAAGGGCCCCAACGGGCAUUCUCCAGGUGUGAGGCAGAGGGCAGCCGUGAGGUGCCAGACCUGCAAAAUCAACCUGUGUCUGGAAUGCCAGAAGAGGACUCAUUCGGGAGGUAACAAGCGGAGACACCCCAUUACUGUGUACCAUGUCAGUAAGGUCCAGGAACCCCUGGAGGGGGAUGAGAUGGAUGAGGAGACCAAGAGGAAGAAGAUGACAGAGAGGGUUGUGAGCUUCCUCCUGGUCGAUGAAAACGAAGCGAUUCAGACCUGCAUUAAGUUGUCUGCCGUGUGCACGGCCCUGCGUGAGCCGCUAAUGCAACACAAACGCGACUCUUCUCAAAUGCUGCGAUCUAAAAAUACUGGCGAGUAA